Molecule: messenger RNA, 3804 nt
Organism: Alnus glutinosa
Lineage: Eukaryota; Viridiplantae; Streptophyta; Magnoliopsida; Fagales; Betulaceae
Exons: 5
Coding region: 695-3541 (948 amino acids)
Source: RefSeq, a predicted model, not a curated record
GCUACUCUUAUCCUACGCACGCCCACUCACUCUCACAGUCUCACACUAGCUCAGAGCGAAUGGCAGAGGCACAGUAGCCGCCUCCUCGAGCUGCUUCAGUAUCUGGGGCUCAGCGAAGACACGUCCACGUCAUAUGAUUCCAUUCUCCUCCGCUCGUUCUUUUCGCCUCCUCCGCUUUCCGUCUAAUCAUCGUCAACUUUCUCGCUCUCUCUCUCGGCUUUUGCUGCUCCGGAGCGCUUUGGGCUCAGUUGGUUGUUGCGUGCAGAGAUGUGUAAAGUAGAAAGAGAUACGACUAACAGUGAGCGCUCUCUGUUUUUCUUGCUCUCUGAGCGUGCAUUGUGGAGCGUGCGUCGUCGUUUUGCUGGCUCCGAGCUGUUGCUGUCAGGGUUCAGCUUUACGUGUGUUGCUUACGUUUAGCAGCAUUAUUAUUAUUUCUGUACGGAGUUUCAUGGUUUUGGAUUUGUGCUCUCUCGCUGGUUAAGCUCUGGAUUUUUAGGAGUCUUUCAGAGAGAGAGAGAGAGACGGAUAUGUAUUUGGGUUUUUUUAUAGUAAAUAUUUUUUCUUUCACAGCAAUGCAGGGUUGGGAUUGAGAAAUUUGGUGGGUUUCGUGGAUUUUUGUGUGUGUGUUUAUGAGAGGUUAAGGGUGCAUUGGUUUUUGGGGAGUGUUCUUCAGGGUUUGUUAAUUGUUGAGGAAAUGAAUGAGAAUACGGAGAAAGCGUCGUCGUGUUUGGCGAUUAAUACAGAGAAACGAGCGCAUAGACCUGGUGGUUGCGCUGGGAUUUUCUUUCAGCUUUUCGAUUGGAACCGGAAGUUCGCCAAGAAGAAGCUCUUCUCCAAGAAAUUGCCUCCUCUAAUUCGUGCAAAACAAGCUUCUAAGAAGUUCAGAGGGGAUGGGAAGAUGCCCAUUUCCAAGCUCCAUUUGAUUGCUGAUGAGAACAGUGGUGGUUUCCCAAAUGUGAAGAAAAAUGGGAAUCGUAGGGCAGAUUUAGAUAAGAAGCAUGAAAUGCGGGCUCCGGGUUUGGUUGCUAGGCUAAUGGGUCUUGAAUCCAUGCCAGCUGUGCAUCGAGAUAAGCCUAAGAAACCUACAUUCUCUGGUAAUUAUGAUAACGGGGAUGAUAAAUUUGUGGGUACGCAUGGUGGGUUUGAUAAGGGGGAGUUGAAUUUGGAGAAAGGAGGAACAAAGCAAGAAUCAAGGCCUCAGAAGCUGCAAAAGACGGGCCCGUCUGACAGACGGGCAGUGAGUAGGUUUGGAGCUGAAGCAUUCCACAUUAAGAGUGUUUUGUCACGGUCCAGAAAGCAGCAUCAUAAUCUCCCGAAGUUUGUUUCUCCCGUGAAGAGUCCAAGGAUUUCCUCCGGGAGGAAUGUGUCUCGCAGCUCUCGUUUAAUUGGCGCUGCUACUAGGAUUUUGGAACCUGGGUUGCAAGCUACAAGCAGAGCUAAAUCCGCUCUUACUUAUUCGAGUUCUAUGCAUUAUUGUCCCAAUGAUGAGAUUGUGAUGGAGGAAACCGGGUGUAUAUCACCGGAUAUGCUGAAAGAAUCCUGUUAUAAUGUGUGUUCAACGAAGCCUUUGAUGGGGCAGACUUCUUGUAAAAAUUGUGGUAAUUUGGUGGAUUUCAGACCAGAUGCUGAGGAACAACCGUCUGCUCUUUUUGCUUCAAAUUUUGUCAAUGCCUCUUCUCAGGAUUCAGGAUGGAGUAAACCAAGGCCACCAGCAUCCUCACAUGAGCAAGAAAGAGAUGCACUUUUCCAGAGAAGCAAGGACAAUGAUGUUUCACUUGUUGCUCAAGAAGAGGACAAUAUUCGAAUUCGUAAUGAACCAAUUACAGAAGGUCAUGAACAAUCGCAUUUGUCGAGCCAAACACGCAAGCCUCAAAAGGAUGAAUCGUCUUCCAUUGCUUGCAAGCACAGGAAGCAACCUCAGGAUCAUAUUUUGUUAGGCAGGGAUAGAAUCCCACCUAGGUCUAAACUAAAUAAUCUGCAGAGUCGAAGGGUCCCAUCAGCUGGAAAUGCCACUAGUGGGAACAAGGAUUUUGUUGCUUUGAACCGAAGUCUAAGCGGUCGAAUCAGGCCGAGGAUGCCUACCAAGGUCGACAGUUCUAAGUUUGACAUGGAGAGGAAGGAUUGUAAUGGACGAGAUGAUUCUUUACCACAGUUAAGGACUGCAGUACGAAAAAGGAGGACGAUAAAUGGGAGUGGGCAAGCUGAAAAUACAGGUUUGGCCAGUUCGACUUUUGCAAAACAAAGAAAUGGUCGGUCUGAUACUUCUACUGGAAAAGGCAUGGGGCUUCAUGCUCACUCAAUGAACCGAAAUUGUGUCAAAAGUAGAUUAGCCAAUCAGGGAGAUGGAAAAAGAGCUGAUGGAAAUAAGGAAACUGAUGUUAUUUCUUUUACAUUUAAUUCCCCUAUAAGGCACAAGACUGGAAUUCCCACCGAAAUGGAGGAAAGUAGGAGGGAUGAGGAUGGAAAGAUGUCUUUUCAAAAGCCAUUAUCAUUGAGAAGAGAUGCUUUAGGUUCCCUACUGGAACAAAAGUUGAAGGAAUUGACUUGUCAAGAAGAUGAUGAGUUGACAACGGGUGCUCCAGCCAAGCGAUCCACUGCUAAAAUUCUCCAAGAGUUAAUAUCUGCUUUGACUGGAGAGCAGCAUUUCUCAGAGGAUGGUAAUAUGUUCAACAAGGAGAUAGCUUUCAAGACUAAAGCAGAGAUAGAAAGAAUAGCUGCAAGUGCGCGUGAAGGUCAUCAUCAUCUUAGCCCUGGAUCUGUUCUUGAAGCUUCGUUCUCUUCUAGUAGUCUGGAUGAAAGCCCAGUUCCAGGACAUAGGUUGUGCCCUGAUUCCAUGGAUUACUCCUGCGAUCGGUUGCAACCAUUGGGAUCCAAUGCUGAUCUUUUGGAUUCUGCAACCUCAUUGGAUAAUGGGAGGACUGUUAGUGAGGUGGUGAUUGAUUUUGUCAGAAACGUCUCUAAAAUGUUAGACAUUAUCAAUCUUACUGGGACCAGAUUGAGUGGAAGUAAGCUCACCCAUGCAAAGGAGGUAAUCUUGAAUGCUGAACUGUUGUUUGGAACUACAACAUCAUAUUAUUUAGAUGGAAUGAACGGUUUUCUCGUCAGUCCCUGUCUCCUUGAUGAUCUGGAAUCUUUUGCUCAUGCUGCAUGGACAAAUUCCAAGGACUUUGUUGGUUUAGAGGACAGCAUAGAGGGAAAUCAGCUUAGGAGAUUUCUUUUUGAUUUCCUCGUAGAAUGUCUAGAAUCAAAAUAUGUUCGAUACUGUGAUGCUGGAUUCAAGGUGUGGUCAAGACUACCAUUAUGCAUGAAUACAAGGAGGUUGAUUGUAGAUGUUGCAGAGGAGGUUAGAAGGUGGAGAGAUUUGGCUGGUAUGGUUCCUGAUGAGAUAAUAGAUUGGGAGAUGAGUUAUUCCUUGGGGAAAUGGACAGAUUUUGAUAUUGAAGCAUUUGAGACUGGUGCUGAGAUUGAUGGGGACAUACUUCAAAUUCUAGUAGAGGAAAUUGUGAUUGACCUUUUGGAAUGCAGGCUAGGUUCCUUGUGAAUUUCGUAUAUCCUUGCUAUUUCUGAGUUCUAAUGUGACUCACUAGAACUUUUCUGUUAAUUGAAGGAAGAUGGCUUAUUUGUACAAAUUGAUGGAUGGUAUUUAUUGCAAGUGAUGACAGCGGGAAUAUUUUUUUUGGAAUAUUUCUUUUCAUAGUUAAGAUUUAAAAUUGAUGCAUCUAAUUGUUGACACGUUUUUUAAAAUUUUAAAUGAUAUGACAUCAUGUAUAACGGAAUAAAUAAUUAAAUGAAAAUGAUUUUCUU